Molecule: messenger RNA, 2001 nt
Organism: Fusarium sp. VM40
Lineage: Eukaryota; Fungi; Ascomycota; Sordariomycetes; Hypocreales; Nectriaceae
Source: the annotation of a GenBank genome assembly
AUGGCACCAUUCACUCGCGCCGUAGUCGAUUCCACGACGACCCCUGCGAUUCAGCUCCUUAGGAUUACGGCUCGGCCAUCAGCAACGUCGAACCAUUUGGCUUUUCAGUCGUAUAGCCACGCUUUGAAGCGUGCAGGGACAACUCCUGGUUAUGUCACUUGCCUUCAGCUCCCAGCAUCAUAUUCGACAUGCGCGACUUGGUCUGAGAAAUCGCGACAAGCUCGGCUUACACGUCCGACGGCGCAGCCCGGCCAAUUACCCCUGUCAGCAUCCGAAAUACAUACACGGCGAGGAUUCCAUACCUACUUUGUGACGCAUCUGCCUUCUUCCUCUGUUCACCCUGACUCUCGUCCUAGAGGACCAGGCCAUAAUCUUCCGCGUGAUGCUGCGACCCCUCACACUCCGAGCUCUGGGCCAGUCCCCGCUGUCGCCCCGCCCUACAUCCCGACAACCCGAGACUUGACUGUGGUGCGCAUCCCGAUGCGACGGGCUAAACAUCACCUUGGAGUUGCGACAGACCGAGGAAGUCGUCCUUAUAAUGAGGACCGAGAACAGGCUGGCACAAUCAGUCUCCCAGCGUUUGCGAAGAGGGCACCCAGGAGUGUACAGCAGAAGCCGGGAGAAGCUACAGCAGCCGACAGUGCCUGGGGAGACCCUCAAAUCUUCUACUUUGGUGUUUUUGAUGGUCACGGCGGAAGCGAAUGCGCCGAAUUUGUCCGGGAUGAGCUACCGGGCUAUAUAGAGCAGGCUUCGGAAGAGUUCGGGUUACAGAGCAGCUUGCGCAAGAAGAAGACAGGCCGAGAGGGUAUUCACAAUCACCACCAUGACCACAAACACAAACAAGCCCGACCAGCACAGCUAUCUCAAACAGCCAAGACCCUGUCAACGAAGCGUGAGGCACUCAACGCAGUAGCUAUGAAGGGGCCAGAGGAUGUUAAGCACGAAAUGAAUGUCCCUGAUGCAAAGCACGGUGGAACUACCGAUAAGCCAGUACACGGAGAGCGAAUACAUAGCGCAGCCUCACCGCCUGCCGAAGUAUCAGACCUUUCAAAAGCAAUUCGUAUCGAGAAGAACUUGGUUAAGGAAUACAAAGAUACCAUCGGCGGCUACUUUAGGCGCUUUCAUCCCGAACAGUUUGUCCUGUCACGAGACGAAAACCCUGGAGAAGGACAUAAGAUCACGAUAGAAUCGGUUCUUGCGUACGCCUUCUUAAGAGCUGAUCUCGACUUUGUCACUGCCCAGGCACGUAAGCUGGACCCUGAUGAUGCAAAAGGGGGCGACAUCCCCGUGAACAACGAUGAGGUUUUUGGCCACCCGUCUACACCAUCUGGACAUGGAAUAGGAGGCCCGGCGCGCUUCAAGGGAGGUUCAACGGCCUCGGUGGUCCUUAUUUCUACGCCAACACCCGCUCCUUUUUGGCACCCAGCAGCCCAAUCGACCUUGCUGUGUGCCCAUGUCGGCGAUAGUCGCAUUCUACUUUGCGAUACCGCCACUGGUCUAGCCCAGCCUCUGACAUCGGAUCACCAUCCUAGUACACCGACCGAGAGUCGUCGGCUAAGACGCUAUGCGCCUGCGGGGUCCAUGGUUUCGGGUGAUAGUUUUGGUGAGGAGCGUAUUGCAGGCCUGGCCAACAGUCGUGCCUUUGGAGAUAUGGGAAGCAAACGCAUCGGCGUCUCUGCCGAGCCAGAGCUCACGCGAGUUGAGAUGGGCCCAGCCCAGUACUCUUUCCUUGUGCUUAUGACAGACGGUAUCUCUGGCACUCUGACCGAUCAAGAGAUUGUCGACGUCGUCAAGGAGGCUCGCACGCCCGAGGACGGAGCUCGCAACAUCGUCAAGUAUGCCACUGAGGUUUCUUCUGACGGCGACAAUGCAACUUGCCAAGUCGUACGCCUAGGCGGCUGGGAGCGUCGGUCUGAAGGCGGCGUCGGCAGUAUGGGUACCAAGGAGAUUCGCGAUGCGCGCAUAGCAGAAGCCCAAGAUCCACGACGAGGAAAGAGGUGA